Molecule: messenger RNA, 1429 nt
Organism: Apis florea (little honeybee)
Lineage: Eukaryota; Metazoa; Arthropoda; Insecta; Hymenoptera; Apidae
Molecular function (GO): GTP binding; GTPase activity
Source: RefSeq, a predicted model, not a curated record
UAUAUAUUAUCUAUGGUAGUAUCAACUUAACAAACGGAGAGAAUUGGCGCUUUUGAAAAAGGAGCUUAUUUUGUACCGUUAGAAAUUCACAUAAAUGCAAAUAAUCUUAUAAAUGCGUUUCAUAAGUCUUACAAUUAUCGCCCAACUCAUUUAAACGAUUAGAGAUAGAUGUUAUGCGGUGAAGUGACAAUUCAUAAGAUAACGUGCCAACACACAGAAUUUAAGCUGAGAAAGUCGCCACUACUUUUCAGUCUUUCAUUAAAUAACAAUAUUCACGAAUAAUGAUACGAAAUGUAUUUCAAAACGGUCAAAAGAUCUUUUGGAUCGGAUGUACAUGCAUUGGCACAUACAUCGCAUAUCGAUAUUGGAAAAAACGAGAACUUUUGGCAAUAGACGAAGGUUUUGAAGAAGUGUCUAAGAUUGAUGAUAGUCAUGAAAAACGAGUGCUUCUAUUAGGUUUAUCCAGUGCUGGAAAAACAUCAAUUAUAAACCAAAUAUGUGUGGCAAACGGUGAUGAAACUUCAUAUAUUGCACCUCCAAAACCCACAGAAGGUUCUUCUGUAUAUAGAAUAAAAAAUGGGGUUCUAUUUUAUAAUGUUUGGGAUAUUGGAGGUUCAGAUGCCACUAGAAAAUAUUGGACUGCUUUUUUGCAAGACACAGAUUUGUUAUUGUUUGUAGUAGAUUCAUCUGACAAAAGCAAAUUAUCUUCCGCUGCUUCUAUUUUGAAACAGUUAUUAAGUGAUACAAGAAUGGAUGAUGUACCAAUUUUAGUAGUUGCUAAUAAGCAGGAUGAAAUCUAUGCUCUAAAGCCAGAAGAAGUAAAGAAAGCUUUAGAUUUAUUAAGUAUUUCACCUCAUAAGCAUAAAGUAGAAAUAAUUGGAUGCCAAACAAGACCUUUUCCUAAAAUUUCAGAAACAAAUGAAUAUACUUGGUAUCAUGCAUCUGUUGAUUCUGUUAGAAAAAAAAUGUUUUAUAUGGCAAAAGAUAGUGUAUCUGCUCCUCUUUUUUGUUAAAGAAUACUUUAUAAAUGAAAGGAAAGAAAAGAAUAGAAGAAUAAGAAGUAAAUAAGAAAAUGACAAUAUGCCUAAUUCAGCAUAUUGUGUACAAUUUUUCAAUGGAUUAAAAUGAUUACAGUUUGUGCACAAAAUGAAUCUUUUUAAAACAAAUAAUUCAAGCUUUAAAAAAAGAAAUAUAAAUAAAAAUAUACAAUUUUUAAGGUUUUUUCAGUAUAAUAAUAUUUGCAAUCAUUUAAUUUUUUAUGAAGUCUCUUUUCAGCACAUACACAUAUAUUUAUUUAAUAAAUUAUUUAUUUACUUUAUCAAAUCACAGUAAAAGUCUUUCAUUUUUUUUUAUGUAAAUUAUGCAUAAAUCAAACUACAUUAGUUUUUGUAAUUGAUACGUAAAAUAAAGAUUUAGAGAUUGCAUUUAA